AUGGGUUCCAAUUGGCCUACGAGGCGUGAUGUGCGCAAGCUGGUUCCACCAAGUAGUAUGAGAUCCUGCAUUAAAGUCUUUGAGCCGAAAAGAUCUGUGUUUGACGAGAAUGGAUCCCGAAGAAAAGAAAUCUUGUCAUUCACCGCCUGA
Messenger RNA from Sclerotinia sclerotiorum 1980 UF-70, 150 nucleotides. RefSeq lists its product as hypothetical. The record is from RefSeq and is a predicted model, not a curated record. The transcript has a single exon. The coding region runs from base 1 to 150 and encodes 49 amino acids. Lineage: Eukaryota; Fungi; Ascomycota; Leotiomycetes; Helotiales; Sclerotiniaceae.